UCACUUUAAAACAGCGAAGGUCCGUAGUACAACACGGCAGGAGUGUGGACUUUGUUUACCACUUCCCGCGCCAAUGGCGACGUUCUUGCGGGCAGGGAGCCUGUUCAACAUUCAGAGAACGACGACAGCGAUGCAGUCCUACUGCUCUUCACUGACCUCUGGCAGGCAGCAUGUUAAUGGAGUGGAUCUUUACUAUGAGAAGACAGGCACAGGGAAACACGCUGUGCUGUUACUUCCUGGUGCUCUGGGAAGCACUAAGACAGAUUUUCAACCCCAGCUUAAGUCUUUGAACAAGGAGCUCUUUACUGUUGUGGGCUGGGAUCCUCGGGGUUAUGGACUAUCACGACCCCCGGACAGAGACUUCCCAACAGACUUCUUUGAAAGGGAUGCAAGGGACGCAGUGGAUUUAAUGAAGACUUUGGGGUUUGUCAAGUUCUCUCUGCUGGGGUGGAGUGAUGGAGGAAUUACAGCCCUAAUAGCUGCUGCCAUGAACCCCAUGUUAAUCAACAAGAUGGUCGUAUGGGGAUCUAAUGCUUUCGUAUCACAACAUGACCUUGACAUUUACAAUGUGGUCCGUGAUGUGUCCAGAUGGAGCGCAAAGAUGAGGCAGCCCAUGGAGGAGGUAUAUGGUGCAGAAUUGUUUGCUAAAACAUGGGUGGCCUGGCUGGAUGGAAUCUCCCAGUUUGCACAGAGACUAGAAGGGAACAUCUGCAUUGAACUUCUUCCUCUGAUCAGAUGUCCGACUCUGAUCAUUCAUGGAGAAAAAGAUCCAAUGGUCCCCAGCUUCCACCCACACUUCCUUCUCAAACAUAUCCAGGGAUCAAGAUUACACCUGAUGCCAAACGGAAAACACAAUCUCCAUCUGAGGUUCGCUGAGGAAUUCAACAAACUGGUGGAGGACUUUCUGGAAGAGGGAAACAAUAAUUAACACACUGAAAUAAUCACCAUGAUGAAGAGGUCAUUGCAUCAAGCUUUUGAAUGUUUUAUGUUCAUUUUGGUUAACAAUUAAGAUCUAAGUGUUGUUUCAAUUUAAUUUAAAUGUAAAGGAAAACUACACUUUUAACAUUUUGCCUAUCAUCCACAAUCCCAGUAUGAGACAAAACACACAUCCUCCCUUUUUUGUGCGUUCUCGAUAGUAAAAAAAAAAAAAUGCUAGCAUGUGGCGACUAACAAUGCAUGUAAAGGGGAGUUUACUAUUUUGUUCAUAAAUCCCUCUAAAAAACAUUUUAAAUAUGUACAUGAUGUGGCCUGCAUAUUAACCAAGCUAUAGCAACAUUGUUGUUGUCGGAGCUAUCUCCGAGGAACUACUUUACUGGCAUAGUGACACAGUGUCUUGCUCACAGUGUCCCCGGCUACUAUCGAAAGCUCAUAUGUAUGCUAGUAGUUACUGGUGUUGCUGCUAAAUCCCCUUAAUGAGUUUGAAAAAGUUUGAAACUUCAAAAUUUCUCACGGUACCAGCUAAAAAGGGAUCUGCUUAGCACCCAGCUUAAAAAACGUGUAGCUCAUUGUCGAGGUCGCUUCCUAGCGGUACCACUGACAUACACUUCACAGGAGCCAGGCGUGCGAAGUUGAACAAAGUUUUAAUGUACAUAGAUAUUAUCAAAUUCUUUUCUCCGGCAGAACGUGACUUUUCAGUCACGUCCGUAUCCUCUCUCCCCUCCUGCUCCCGGCCGUUUACUGUUAAAGACAACAGAUGAUUAGAUUAACACGUACCACCUGUGAAAUCUAAUCACCUGCCAGCUGUGUCUCGCCGUCAGCACUGCCACUCCCCCGUCUGAUGGUGCUCUGUCCUCAGCACCAUGAACAGAGGUGGUUACCUUUGCUCCUGCAUGCAGCGCUGGCCACAUCUCCCUCCACACUCAUCCUACAGUAUAUACUCAAGCUAAAAAAGAUAGGUUCUGGAUCAUCAUUUGUGCCAAAAUAGUGAUUGUUGGCUCUCACAAAGUCUACCAUGAUUAGAAAUGAAUCCCCAUGACCUGCAUUGUCAGUUGCUUCAUGCUAGCCGUUUUUUGCGUGCCAGCAACUUGAGGGUUCUAGGUUUGAUACCCGCUUCUGCCAUCCUAGUCACAUCCGCUGUGUCCUUGGGCAAGACAUUUCACCCACCUGCUCCCAGUCCCUGCAUUGUUUUAAAUGUAACUUUAGAUAAUGGGUUGCACUAUGUAAAGCGCUUUGAGUCACUAGAGAAAAGCGCUAUGUAAAUAUGAUUUUCUUAACUUCAAAAAAGGGAAACACUGUGUGUUCUUGUCUCAUAUAGUAUGGAUGAUGAGCAAAUUCCUCCCCAAAAAUAGUUUUCCUUUGACCAUUCAACAACCAGGACAGCAGUAAUUAAGCUAUUUUACAAUUAGUAGACUUUACAUUUUUUUAAAUUUUGUUUUCA
This is a messenger RNA of Nerophis lumbriciformis (worm pipefish), 2377 nucleotides long. NCBI's taxonomy places the organism in Eukaryota, Metazoa, Chordata, Actinopteri, Syngnathiformes, Syngnathidae. The record is from RefSeq and is a predicted model, not a curated record.